Messenger RNA from Brassica napus (rape), 839 nucleotides. RefSeq names its product AIG2-like protein D. The transcript has 5 exons. The record is from RefSeq and is a predicted model, not a curated record. The coding region runs from base 74 to 544 and encodes 156 amino acids. Lineage: Eukaryota; Viridiplantae; Streptophyta; Magnoliopsida; Brassicales; Brassicaceae.
AACUAGUAUCGUCAGCCCAUCUCUUAAGAAAACCAAACGACAAACACUAUUCACUGAUGAUUAUGUGCUGAUUAUGUCAGCGAUGAGUGGUGGUCCAUUGGCAAUGCACAGUGUGUUCGUCUACGGCAGCCUCAUGGCGGACGACGUCGUUCGUCUGCUCCUAAACCGUGUCCCUCCAACAUCCCCCGGGAUCCUCCCUGAUUUCCAUAGAUUCAGCAUCAAAGGACGUGUUUACCCCGCGAUUCUACCAGCCCAAGCCGAUAAAGUCUCUGGCAAGGUACUGUUUGGGAUCACAGAUGAUGAACUUUACAUUUUAGAUGAGUUUGAAGAUAUCGAGUACGAAAGAGACAACGUUAAUGUUUUUCUGACAGAUAGCUCAGAGAAACUUGAAACAAAGGCAUACAUCUGGGCCAACAAAGAUGAUCCUGAUCUGUACGGUACAUGGGACUUCGAGGAAUGGAAGCAGGUUCACAUGGAAGGUUUCUUGAAGAUGACUACAGAAUUUGCACAAGAGAUGAAGUUCCCAGAAUCAUCUGAGACAUGAAUUGAGUCAGUACAUGAGAUUGGAUAUUGUUUUAUCUCGUGGAAAACGCUAGAAUUGGGUUGAUAUAUUAUUGGAAGGGUUAAGAUUCUUCUUCAUGAAUACACAUACAUAUAAGUAGCACUUGUGUUUAGGAAUAAGACUCUUCUGUAUUGUGUUGUAUAGUCAAUACAGACAUAUGUGUUAAGAGUUUCGAUUGUUUGUUUCUGUUAUGGUCAAUCUAGCUAUGCUUGAAGUUGAGACGAAUGAUUUACAAUUUGUUAAUUUGCAACAAUAGUGGUUAAUGCAUUUGGGAAUA